Pyrenophora tritici-repentis Pt-1C-BFP is the source of this 889-nucleotide messenger RNA. NCBI's taxonomy places the organism in Eukaryota, Fungi, Ascomycota, Dothideomycetes, Pleosporales, Pleosporaceae. The record is from RefSeq and is a predicted model, not a curated record.
ACUCAUUUCCUCUUCCAACCAACUCCAACCCACCCUGACCACCAACAAUGGCCACCCUCAAAACCACCACUCGCGCCAUCCUCCCCAAAACUACUCUCACGCGUCUCCCCCAACGGCGAACCUUUCUCCCCAACCCCUUCGACGCCCUCGCCAGCGCCACAAAACAACCCCCACCCCAAAUCCUCACCGCCGUGCGCACGCUACCCUACCCCUCCGCACCCAUCUACAGCAUAAUCGCCGACGUCCCCAACUACCAAACCUUCCUCCCCUACUGCCAACGUAGCGACACAACAAAAUGGUCUGUGCCCGAUAAACAGUACCACCGGCGCUGGCCCUCCGAAGCCGUUCUAACCACUGGUUUCGGCGGCCUGACGGAGAGUUUCACCAGUCGCAUAUAUUGUAUACCGGGGCGGUAUGUGGAGAGUGUGGGAGGCGAGACGGAGACGUCGUUGAAAGGUGAGGAUAUUGCGCAUCAUUUUGAGGAGGAGGGGGGUAGGAAGAUCGGAAGAGAGAGCGAUAAUGGGCUACUUACGCAUUUGAGGAGUAAAUGGACGGUGGAGGCUGUGCAGGAUGAUCAGACGCAGGUUAGUCUUGCUGUAGAGUUUGCGUUUGCGAAUCCGAUGUAUGCGGCAUUGAGUGGGGGUGUGGCGCCCAAAGUUGCCGAGUUUAUGAUUCGCGCGUUCGAGAAGAGGGUCGAGGAGUUGUUGGAGGGGGAUAAGAGGUUGAUUAGAGCCGGGUUGGGGGAGCUGGAUGGGAGUCGGUUGAAGAGAUAGGAGAUAGUGUGGACUUGUACGUUACGAAGGAUGGAAAUGGAUGCUUGACGGAUAGGCUGCAUAGAGUGCUCUAAUCGAAACAUGGCACAAUGUAAUGGAAUGAUUAAUGUCGAAAA